Messenger RNA from Bufo bufo (common toad), 1043 nucleotides. RefSeq names its product collectin-43-like. NCBI's taxonomy places the organism in Eukaryota, Metazoa, Chordata, Amphibia, Anura, Bufonidae. The transcript has 8 exons. Bases 104 to 904 code for a protein of 266 amino acids. The record is from RefSeq and is a predicted model, not a curated record. Gene Ontology annotation, cellular component: rough endoplasmic reticulum; multivesicular body. Gene Ontology annotation, biological process: positive regulation of phagocytosis; surfactant homeostasis.
AUAACGAAGUAUUCUGCAUCUUCGCUACAGUCUUUGUUAAAAACAUUAUUCAUUUUUAGGUAAUUUGGGGCAAUUUGUUUAUAGUAGCUGAAAAAGGUAAGCCAUGAUUUUCUGCGCCCGAACCAUCAGCUUCACAUCAGCAAUAUUUCUAAUGUUAUUCACCAAGACUCUGUCUGACACGUCACCAGCAUGCUCUAUAAUACAAGGGCUUCCAGGUCUCAAUGGACGGGAUGGAAGAGAUGGCAUUAAUGGAUUAAAAGGAGAUCCAGGUCCUCCUGGAGCAGCAGGAACACCAGGAAUGAGAGGCAGCACUGGACCACCAGGAAAACAAGGACCUAAUGGAGAUCUUGGACUAACUGGAUUACCUGGGCAGAAAGGUGAAAGGGGAAAUAAUGGAUCACCAGGUUUGAAAGGAGAAAAAGGUGACAGUUCUGGACAAUCAGCAUUGCUUACAAAUAUACAAAACAAAUUAUCAUCACUUGAAGCCCAGGUGAAUCAAUUGCAGCUCAUUAUAUCAGCAAGGACUAAAGCCCUACUGUUUGCUAGAGGGGCUAUUGCUGGAGAAAACAUAUUUGUUACAAGUGGGAAAGAGCUAACAUAUGAUGAGUCAAAAGCAAUAUGCCUGAAAGCUGGUGGCCAGUUAGCCACACCAAGAAAUUCAGAAGAGAAUAAUGCUAUUUUAAAUAUUGCACAGUAUUACAACAUGUCUGUAUACCUGGGAAUCACUGACAUUCAAACAGAAGGUACUUUUCGAUACUUGGAUGGAAAAUUAAUUACUUAUUCAAAUUGGAAUAUUGGAGAACCUAAUCAAAGAGGAGAAGAAGAUUGUGUUGAAAUGAAAAUUGAUGGGAAGUGGAAUGACGGACAGUGUCAGUCAAAGAGACUGAAUGUAUGUGAAUUUUAACAGCAACAUAAAUGUUGGGAAAUUCAGCAAUCAUUAUUUUUCUUUAAUUGAGCAAACAUAUUUACCUAAUAAAGUUGCAUUUGCUCCAAUACCAUUAAUAAAAACAUGUAACAAGCAAUAAACACUUGGUUAUGUAUGA